ACAGGCAGCACACAGCCUGCCCUCAGCUCUCACUCUUCAUCAGGAAGCUCCCUCUAUCUACAAACAAAACUUACCAACUCACUUUUCAAAGUGUUCCAACUUUUUUUUUUCUUUUAAGUGGAUUUUUUUUUUGGAACAACCUGCUCAAUGUUUACUGAAGACGUCCCAGCAAGUUGAGCUUCUGGCGGGCUAAUGAAGGUCUUUUAAUAACAGGGCUUUAAAACACAGUUACUUCAGCACUGCCGGAAUGGACUCAGGUGACAAACAGUGAGUAAGAGUGCGGGAGCAGGGAAGAAGGACGCAGCGGAGCAGCUUUCACACUUGGGAUGACUCUCUACCAGGAGAAACUUCAAUCAGCUCUGCCAGGAGGGCAAGGCAACUGAAGGAACCUAAUCAACAGUCUACAAUUAUCUUGCUUUGGUGAGUUGGACCCAAACCCAUGGAGCUCCCUUCAAUGGUCCUGCUGAGGCUCCUUCUAGUGUAUGGACUAGUCUGUGGUGCCCAUCAGGCUCAGGGGAAUCCCUCAGAGAGCAGUCAUGUCAGGGAUCAGGACAGUGGUCAGGAAAAGACCCAAGAGUUUGAUAGCAGUGAUGCUGGCCUGGAGAGAGAGUUCUUAUAUGCAGGAAGGAGCAAACGUGCUCCAGCUGACCAGCCGCAGGACAAGUGCUCGUACACUUUCAUUGUGCCCCAACAGAAAGUGACUGGAGCCAUCUGUGUCAACUCCAAGGAGCCCGAGGCCAUGCUGGAGAACCGGGUCAACAAGCAAGAGUUAGAGUUGCUGAAUGUAGAGCUGCAGAAACAGAAGAGGCAGAUUGAGACAUUGCAGCAACUGGUGGAGGUGGAUGGAGGCAUUGUCAAUGAGGUCAAGCUGCUGAGGAAGGAGAGCCGCAAUAUGAACUCAAGAGUGACCCAGCUGUACAUGCAGCUGCUCCAUGAGAUCAUCAGGAAGAGGGACAAUGCCCUAGAGUUGGCUCAGAUGGAGAACAGGAUCCUGAACCAAACCUCUGAGAUGCAACUGCUCACUAGUCGUUACAAAGACCUAGAGCACAAGUACCAGCACCUGGCUUCCUUGGCCACUAACCAGUCAGCCCUUAUUGCCCUGUUGGAGGAGCAGUGCCAGAGUCGCCCUCCCCCUCGUCAUAUCCCCGUCCCCCAGCCACGGGCCCCUCCCCCUCCACCUGCACCUCCCCUAAACAAACCCUACCAGCCCCCAACCCUUCCACGCAUAAACAACCAGAUUACCAACGAGAUCCAAAGUGACCAAAAAUCUCUACCGCCUGUCCUUCCUACCAUGCCCAGCGGCACACACAGCCCUUCCACCACUAACAAGCCUUCUGGUCCGUGGAAGGAUUGUCUGCAGGCUGUGGAAGAUGGCCACACGGCCAGUGGCAUGUACCUGGUGAAACCGGAGAAUGCAAACCGACUUAUGCAGGUGUGGUGUGACCAGAGACAUGACCCAGGUGGCUGGACUGUGAUCCAGAGAAGGGUGGACGGCUCUGUCAACUUCUUCAGGAACUGGGAGACAUAUAAGCAAGGCUUUGGCAAUAUUGAUGGUGAGUACUGGCUGGGCCUGGAAAAUAUCUACUGGCUGACAAACCAAGGAAACUACAAACUGCUGGUCACACUGGAGGACUGGUCUGGCAGGAAGGUGUUUGCAGAGUACGCCAGCUUCAGACUGGAGUCUGAGGCUGACUUCUACAAGCUGAGGGUGGGCCGUUACCACGGCAAUGCUGGAGACUCCCUCACCUGGCACAAUGGCAAACAGUUCACAACUCUGGACAGAGAUCAUGAUGUGUAUACAGGUAAUUGUGCCCACUAUCAGAAGGGUGGCUGGUGGUACAACUCCUGCGCUCAUUCUAAUUUAAAUGGAGUCUGGUACAGAGGAGGACACUACCGUAGCCGCUACCAGGAUGGAGUUUACUGGGCUGAGUUCAGAGGAGGCGCCUAUUCUCUAAAGAAAGUGGUCAUGAUGAUCCGACCAAACCCAAACACCUUCCACUAAGCAUCCACUAAGAAACACAUGCUGUACUGUAUCUCUCACUACUCAAACACCUCCUACAACCCCAGUGGCACCAUACAAACCAGAUGACAAAGGGGGAAGAUGAUGUUCAAAGUGCAAUAUCAAAGCAUCAGGCUGUACUGUUUGUGAACGCUACUCCAGUACCUCCUGACAACCCAAAGAAGACGUGCACUGCCAUUCAGUUGUCCUUAUUAUUACCCCUUUUGCAUUCGAUUCAGCAUGGGGAUGUGCUUAUGGCUCAGGAGUUACAAAUACACUGUCUUUGAUCAAACAGUAACCUGCUUAUUCAACUGGAUAUUGACAGUGCUUUGCUUUGUUUCUGUGUGUGAGAGAGAGAAAAAAAAAUCUAUGUAAUUUGACAUGAAGAGGGCAGAUUAUAGUAGCCGAAUAGCUUUCAGAUAGAGAUCCUACAGUAUAUAUUUAGUAUGUAUGUGAUGUUGUAUAAUGCAAUAACAUGCAAAUGAGGAUGACACAGGAAACAGUAUCCAGUGACCGCCUUUUAGUUGCAUUUAAAAUAAAUUCUUCAGGUGUGUAAUUUGUAGGAAAAAUAGCAGCAUUUAUCGACUUGUGAUACAGGGUUGACAUUCUGGCCAGUGUUGUCCAUUACACAAGCAUACAGCAGAGAAAAACAACACCGUCACCAUUGGGUGCCAAGCACAUCUGAUUUUUGCAGUAAUAACCCCUUACUGUCAAGAGCAAUACCUGACUGUGUAGGCAGUCUGUUUCUUUGACAUUCAAUAGAUCCAAGCAUAGAAAUCAACCCACUAGAAAAACGCUGUGGAAGAACAUGCUCUUCAAAGUCAUGUUCUCAACAGGUACAUUGAAAUCUUCAAUUGCUUGAACAGGUAUCUGUUUGCUUGAGUAAAUCAAGCAGUGUAUUUACUGUAUAAAUUUAGUGGUUUGUUGAUGUCAAUAGAUCCAACACAAUGCGUCUGUACAUAAAAGAUAUUUGUAAUAUAAUGUAACAAAACUUGUUAUAUGCCACUAUUAAG
Messenger RNA from Myripristis murdjan (pinecone soldierfish), 3012 nucleotides. RefSeq names its product angiopoietin-like 2b (gene angptl2b). Bases 440 to 2002 code for a protein of 520 amino acids. Gene Ontology annotation, biological process: blood coagulation. The record is from RefSeq and is a predicted model, not a curated record. NCBI's taxonomy places the organism in Eukaryota, Metazoa, Chordata, Actinopteri, Holocentriformes, Holocentridae. The transcript has 5 exons.